UGUACGGUCUAAGGAUGGCGCGGACCUGGUGGAAAUAUGCUUCAAGAUUUUUUUUAAUCGCUGUCUACAAGCAAGUUGAAAGUUGCUAAUUGACUGCAAAUUAUAUUUUAUGAGCACGAUAGCAUGGGUGUCACAUCCUGAACUCCGUUGUACAGUGUUUGGUCCAUCUUACUGUUUUAUAUCCGCCUGUUGUCGUUUGCUCACUACCAGAUAUACAGUUGACUGAAAAUGGAUUUUAUGGAUGAACUUGGUGGAGAUCAUAUUGAUCAGCCCUCAGGUAAAUCUCUGCAUUACAAUGAGGACUCGGUGGACAUUUACUUUGGCUUGGAGAACAGCCCUAAGGGUGAUGGACACAGAGGUGAAGUCAACCCGUUAAUUUCCCCACGGACAAUGGAAUCAAUGGAUAUAUAUGAGGAACUUAUCAGGGAAGAACAAGAAGAAAAGCAGGCAACAUACAAUGAGUUAAAGCAAAAAUUUGAUGAUGCACAAAAACAAGUUAAUGAACUGCUCUCAAAGUUACAGCUACUGGAGACAAAGAAUUCAAGUUUGAGCAGUGAAAACGUACUUCUGAAGAAGAACAUUUGUUCUCUCGUCAAGACUGCUAGAAUGGAGAUUGUGCGUAAGGAUGAGGAGAUUAGCAGACUCAGCAAUAGGUCCAGUCGAGGAAGUUAUGCUCAAAAUUUCCGUCGAUCUCAAAUGGAAAAUGGUCCAGCAAACUCAAGGCACAGUUUGAACAAUCCUUCAAGUUCUGUUUUAGGAUUACAAGGUGAUAGACAAGAUAAUACUAUGACUGAAUUAAAUCAACACAAGGGCAGAAACACUGUGUCGGAUCACCCUGCAUAUCCGCCAACUGCAGCACCACAACCAUUUGAGGUGCUCCAGAGAUGCCCAAGAACUGAUAUUGAAAGUCCUCUGAACUGUCAGAACAGAUCUGCUGAGACCCUGACUGUCCAACCAGAGCAAGACUACGGACUUUACAGAACAUCAGGGAUUAUAAAAAAUCCCUCCACAGUUGCAGAUGUCUUGAAUGCUCCCAAAACGAAUAACUCUGGACCGAGAGCUCCCGAUACAAGUACUGAUUGUCGAUUCAGUAGCUUAAAGGGAAACAAGAACCCUCCCUCAAAACAUAUAGGCAGUCUAGAAAAAACACAGAAUUGCACAAUCACUGAAAAAGAGCUUGCAAAAGAUAGUUCUGGGUCUAAUGAAAACAGAAAUCAGCAGCCUGAGGUUACAGUCGUUCGUACUAGUUCAGAACACUUGAUAAGCCCUUCCUCCCUGUCUCACAAAGCCUUGCCACCUGUCUCUUCACAGCCAUCCAAAAGUUCAGUUAAGACGGCUGCAGAUGUGGAGAGUGAGACACAGAGUCAAGGACACAUGCAUAAUCAAAAUGCAGAAAAAAAUAGCAGAGACGCUAGACACUCUGGCUUGAGAAGUACAGAUUGUACUGUGGUGGAUGAAGAAAGCCAUUCCCAAAACCACAAAUGUAAGAAAACAGAUUCAAGUAGCCAUAGAAGGAAUGAGAAUAAAAGUUCCAGUACAACGAGGAGGAGCAGCAGAAUGGAAAGAAGCAAAGACCAUGAACAAAAGAGGCCAAAGGAGAGUGAGAGGAGUAAAAGAGGUGAGGGUAACAGCUGCAGUAGUAGUAGAGAGAGAAGCAGUAACAUAUCAGACAAUAGCAAAGAGUAUUCGCGAAGGAGUACAAAGGAGAUGGCUAAUAAAGAUGAAGAUAAAAGAUCUAAGAAACAAGUUGAUGUCUUUGACAGUAGGCAAGCCUUUUCUUCUCCCAAACUUGAUUCUCAAAGAAAGGAUGUUAAUAAGGGGAAAUCAUCGAGGAGAAUCGAUGAGCCAUCAACAAAAAGCAAACGUUCUCAUUGCUAUGAUAAUUCUAGAAUGGAGGAUUUGAAAUUCCCAGACAAAAAUGGAAGUACUGGAAAGAACGGUUUUGAAGAGAAGGAUAUAGUCAAGGACAGAGAAAGAAAAAGAGGUGGACAUUUGAAGGAGCAUGGGGUGCAGAAGCAUGGAGAAUCAAAACAUUUUCUUACCAAAGAUGACAGAAAGAACUCUUGUAAAAAACACAAAAAUCCCAGAAAAGAUCAAGAUAGUAAGACUCAAAAGGACAAACAUACUGAAAAGGACAAACGUACUGAAAAGGACAAACAUCUUGAAUCUGUUCAAGCAGAGUUACCAUCAGUGGUAGCUGUCAGCAUAGACCCCUGCCAAACAUCCAAGGAUAAUAGUCCAGACAGAAAACUGAGUUUCAUGGAGACGUUGAACCUCACCCUAUCGCCUCUUAAAAAACAGAAGCAGUCCUCUGAAUCCACAGAAGCCAUUGAAGCAGCAUCUGAAGAUGCCUCCUCAUAUAACAGCAGAUUAUCCAACGCUGGGGAGGAAUUCUAUGUCAUCGAUGAAUUAAAGAACAGCCAGCAGAGCGAUGAGGACAUGGAAAAGACCCCUGAGGCCACGACUGCAGGUGAAAAAGAAGACUUUACCAGUUCUUUCAAACAGUCUAGACAAGUUGUUGAUCUCUUCACAGCUGUAGCCUCUGAGAAGCCGUCAGCAGAACAAACAGAUAUGGAGGUACAAGAAGAGAAUGCCACCGAAAGUCAAGAGGCUGUGGACAAAGUGCCAUGGCUUGUUAACACCUCAGAGGAGAAAAGAGGCAAGACUUCAGAUUCCAAUGUGUUAGACAAAGACUUGUUAUCAAAAUUAACCCCUACGAGAGCGUCUCCAAAUCAUGUCUGUGAGAAUGACACAGAAGACUCUUUGGGAAUUAUUAAUAAUGCCAUUGUCUCUAUCACUUUGCCCUCUAAAAUAUCAGAAGUGGUAGUUUCAGAUAAUACUCCUGAUUCAAUAGUUGAUGGUUGUCAGCAACAAGAUCAUUUUGCCACUUUGUCUGAGGAGACUUCUCACAUGGAAAUCCAAAGGAAUCCUCAGGCCAACUCUCAAGAUUUAUUACCAGCAUCAAAAGAGAUUUGUCAAGAUGAUGUUUCAUGCUCUGAGAAGGCACAAAGUAUUCCUAAUAUUAAUUAUUCUGGGAGAUCUGUCAACGUGGAAGUUUCGUCUAGUACAAUUAGUGUAGAUCAAGGUGACCCGAGCAAAGUUAUUUGUGAUGUUGAGCAAGUGGGCACUUCAAAAGAGGACAAUAAGAGAGCAGAGGAAACAUUUGAAUAUUCAAAAUCAAUUAAAACACAGCACACAUCUGAAAAUUUGAAAAUAUCUGAAAAAUCCCAUCAAAGUCCAUUAUGGAGUCAGAACACGAUGGCUCCAAAUAAUAGCACCACUGUGGAAGAGGAUAUCAUGCCAUCAUCACAACCUGGUUUCUUAGAGCCAGAUUCCACAGAAAAAGAAGAACAGGACACAAAGUCAUUGAACCCUGUUGUGUUUUGCCACGAUGAAGACUCCAUGAUGCUUACCCUGAGGAACAUCAGAGUUAUUCCAGAGCCCAUCAGCCCUCUCACAAGCCCAGUCCGUCAGGUGAAAAAAGUGCAACCUCAGCCUGCUGAGAAGCAACCUCAUGUCAAAAGUCUUCACAAAGAUCUAUCAACUGUAACAACUGGCAGUGAUAAGGAUGAAGUAAAUAUGGACAUGAACAAGGAGAAUAAAUCACCUGACUCUUCUGUCACAGCUUCUUCCUACAAAGGGACAAAAGAUACUCUCUCGGCUUCUGGAACUGAGGAAGAUGAGCUGGAGGAUGGUGAGAUAGUGAGUGAGAGUGAAGAAGAAGGACCUCUGUUUAUACAGACUCCUCCAAGAGAAAAGGAAAAACCAACCUCAGGGACUCCAAGUCCAAAGAUAUCUGCAGUUCGGAAAAGAGUGUCCCAAAAGAAAACUUGCGCCCCUGCUAAAUAUUCAGAGCAAAGCAAGUUUUCAAGGUCGUCUGCUUCUAAGGACAGUCCCACCUCUAGUAAGAGACGCUUUAAAACUGUUAGCCCACCAUUCAAAGCAGCGGUCUAUACGCUAGAUGGAUUUAUGGACAUGUUGGGAUCUAUUCGAGUUGAGUUGAGGAAAAAGUACAUGAAGCUUCAGAAAAAUGUCACUAAGACUGCCUUCUGCUGUAUAGUGGAAAUGUCUCAUGCCUCUUUUACAGAAUUUAUCAAUGCGGUUGACAUGGAUAAAUUGUGCUGCCAAGGUAAUGACAUCAAAGUUAGACUAAAUAAGAUUAUUUCGUCAAUAAUGAGCAAGGUCAGCAAGAAUGGCAUCGUCAAUCGUAUCUUUGAGCAGAGAGCUGGAGACCUCAAGCAAAAGUUGUGGACAUUUGUGGAUGGGCAGUUUGAUUUCUUGUUCAAGGAACUGAAGAUGGCACUCAAAAGUGAGUCUGAGCCUUCCAAGAAUAUAUCAAAUGAAAAUAAAAAUGCAACCCUUAAAAGAAAAGAGGAUGAGAGUGAGGUGCUAGGAAAAGUACCAUGUAGCACACCUGGGCAUCUUUACCUUGCCAAGAAGUCGAAAGUUGACACAGGAAGUUUCGUCAGAGAGGCCCCUGCAAAUAAUCUGCCUCGCAGGGGCCUUGGGAGCCGAGGUAAAAACAUUAAAGCUGUCAUGAAUGAAGACGAUCAGCCGGCAAAGGUGACGACAUCACAACAGCUUCCUACUUCAUCCUCUGAAAGGUCUUUCCAAAAAGGUACCUCAGAAUCUGACAAUAGAAUCUCUUCCUAUGUCCGACGUCUCUCCCAUAAUGGAUCGAUUCAGGAUAAGUCAGACUUUGAAAUUCUAACUGAGCAGCAGACAUCAAGCUUAACCUUCAACUUGGUCUCUGACUCUCAAAUGGGAGAGAUAUUCAAAUGUCUUUUGCAAGGUUCUGAUUUGCUCGAAUCCAGUGUACCUGUUGGUGACAAUACAAGUUGGCCACUCAGCACACCUCGAAAAGAUGGGCUUCCAGGAGAUAGUUUGAUUGGGAUUAUGACCCCUAACAAGACAACCCCAUCUAAAUUAAUCACAUCCUGGUCUUCCAUUUCCCCCUACAAGUUUGCUUCAAACAGCAAAAUGCUGUUAGACCCAGCAAUUCUCGAUGAGAGCUGCUUGUUAGAAGUUCCCUCUAAUUCUGAACCAUGCCAGCUUCCUGUUCAGUCAACCGUAAUCUCUCAAAGGUCCUUCUCCAUCUUGGCGGAAGAUCUAGCUGUCUCCCUUACCAUUCCCUCACCAUUAAAGUCUGAUAGCCACUUGAGUUUUUUGCACCCUGGAACUGGACAGCCAUUAUCUGUCCCAGAGAGUGUCCUCAGUGCCCAUUAUAGUGAAGACGCUCUUCUUGAUGGAGAAGAUGCCACUGAACAGGACAUCCACCUUUCUCUUGACACUGACAACUCCAGUAGUGGGUCGAGUCCCAUCAGGACAUGGGAGGGCUCUGAUCCAUCGGGUUUCCAAUUCCAACCUAAUUUACAAAUGCAGGCUGUGGUAAUGGAGAGGUCAAAUGAUCAUUUCAUCGUGCGAAUAAGACGGACAUCUACUGGCCCAAUUGAAAGUAAACAAAAUGAAGGGAAAGCAGUACCAGCAUUACCUGAAUGUUUAGAGCCAUCUCUCAACCCUAAUCUUGCUCUGACCCAUGACGACUUGGGUCCUGAACCUGGAGAGAUGUUGAACAAAAGCCCCACCAAGGUAAUAGAGUCAUGUCACAUUGAAGAUAAAGCAAGAGAAGCUCAACAGUCUAGCCAAAAAUCCUCACCUGAAGGUGCUUGUGAUGACAACUUGUCCAGGAGCAAUACUGCGCCUGUUUCCAUAGAAGCUUUCGUUACUGCUCCUGAGGAAAGCAGUGCAACAGAGGCUGAAACCACAGAGAUGAUGUCAGGAAAUGUAAAGAACACAACUCAGAGCCCAAGUGCACCAGAGUCUAAAUCCAAGAGGGUGUCAAAGAAACGCAAGGAGCACCAAUCGGAACACCAAUCGGAGCCAAAGGCAAAGCGCCAAAAGGUCGAAGAAUUUCAAGAUAAACAUUCCAAGUCCAGGCAUAAGAAAAGGUCAAAAUCCUCCAAAGAAAAAGGCGUAAAAACUGCAAUGCCCCAGGUGUCCCCUAGCAGCCUGUCUGCUAAGAAUGUGAUCAGGAAGAAAGGGGAAGUGGUGGUGGCAUGGACCAGGGAUGAAGAUCGAGACAUACUCAUCGAGCUUAAAAUGAAGGGGACUUCACCCAAGACAUUUGCUGCUCUGUCGAAAAGGUUGAAGAAGUCAACAGAGCAGGUUGAGGAGCGAUUCUCUCAAUUGAUGAAGCUAUUCAAGAAGAAAGAGAAAAUGGAGAAUUGAUCGAACUAGAAUAAAAUUGAACAGACUUUACAAAGAAGUCUAUGGAGAUUUCAAUGCGUGCGUCAGCAUCCAACAGCAGAAAUAUAACACACUGAAUAUGAAAAUCAGUGUAUUAUAUGUGUUAAUGUUGCCCAUCUGUUUGAAAAAGCACUUACAGUUGUAACUCACCAAAAGAUCUGCAGUAAAUGGUAUACAGUUAUUUUUCUUUAGUUACAUUCAGUGUUCUAAAAGUCAUAAUUCCUGCAAACCAGACACCAAUCAGGCAACAUUUUAGAGUCUAUUAACUAGAGAAACAUUUGCAGUGUGGACUACUCUGAAAUUUACAUUAAUCUGUGUCCAGGACAUAAACAGACACCACAAAGUAGAUAAAUGACGGUUCAUGGUAUUUUCAGUGCUUAAAGCCCUGUAUGAUGCCUCAGAAUUUGUUUUUCAUUAUUUUGGCAAGUUGGUCAUUGCAGUACUAUGGUACUACAGUUGUCGUGUUUUUAUGCAAUUAAAUGAACAAAAAAGUAUUUAAAGGACAUUGUAAGUUGAUUUUUGGGAUAUUUGCAAUGCUUUUUAAACCUACCUCUGAACUACAAAUGUUUUUUAAAUCUUUAACCUAAAUGCUUAUAGGCCUCAAGUUUUGAUCUCUUGGAUUUUCCUUUUGGUUAUGUGAAUGAGGUGGGUGUAGGUGUAACUUUGCUCUAAAUGUAGAGAUGGAAAAGAGUAAUAUUAGUAUUUUAACUGCAAUUGUCAAGAUUUCAAUUUUCAAUCUUUGUUCCAUUAGUCAUCCUGAAAGAUUUGAUAUUUUCAAUUAAUAUUUUCUAGGUGUUGAAUGAGGGGAGUAUUCCCUUCUGUAUAUAUUUGUAAAGUUGGAUUGAACAAAGAGUUUUCUAUGAUCUUUUUCUUUUUUCUUUAACAAUUUUUAUUUUUUUCUCAAAGAGAGAGAAACCUAAAUGUGGGGAAAAUACUUUGUAUGUUGUUUGGAAAUAAAUUUUGUAAAUAUUUUGUAAGUUCUGACAAAUCUUGAAAUAAAUCUUAUUUAUGAAAUCUUA
This is a messenger RNA of Pimephales promelas (fathead minnow), 7265 nucleotides long. It is a transcript of the gene casp8ap2, whose product is annotated as caspase 8 associated protein 2. Gene Ontology annotation, molecular function: transcription corepressor activity. Gene Ontology annotation, cellular component: mitochondrion; PML body. The record is from RefSeq and is a predicted model, not a curated record. NCBI's taxonomy places the organism in Eukaryota, Metazoa, Chordata, Actinopteri, Cypriniformes, Leuciscidae. Gene Ontology annotation, biological process: extrinsic apoptotic signaling pathway via death domain receptors; Fas signaling pathway.